Molecule: messenger RNA, 770 nt
Organism: Habropoda laboriosa
Lineage: Eukaryota; Metazoa; Arthropoda; Insecta; Hymenoptera; Apidae
Gene: Sec22
Product: vesicle-trafficking protein SEC22b-B
Exons: 4
Coding region: 243-770 (175 amino acids)
Biological process (GO): vesicle fusion with Golgi apparatus; endoplasmic reticulum to Golgi vesicle-mediated transport; retrograde vesicle-mediated transport, Golgi to endoplasmic reticulum
Cellular component (GO): SNARE complex; endoplasmic reticulum-Golgi intermediate compartment; ER to Golgi transport vesicle membrane
Molecular function (GO): SNAP receptor activity
Source: RefSeq, a predicted model, not a curated record
GGAAAGUGAGAAAGCACUUGAUGACGAAGGAAAACAUAAUUGCAAUGCGUUCAAUGGAUGCUUCAAAGUGUUCCACAGUGACUGACGUGGUAUGCCAACAGUGGACAUUUGAUGAAACGAUCACACCGUGGCCAAUUCCGCGUAACUAGAUUUCAAGCAGUGAAGUGUCGUCUGUUCCGCUUAAAAAUUUUAAUAUUUUCUUUCUACGUUUCCGGUGAAAAAAUUAAUUAAUUUGUAAAAAAAUGGUGUUGUUAACGAUGAUUGCAAGGAUAGCAGAUGGUUUGCCACUAGCGGCUACCAUGCAAGAGGAUGAACAGAUAAUUGAAAAUGAAGUAUGCUACUUGGUAUUAUGUGAAAGGAAUUACAGUAAACGUCUUGCCUAUAGUUAUCUUGAAGACAUAGCACAAGAAUUUCAUUCUAUAUAUGGCAAACGUGUUAAUACAGUCACCAGGCCUUAUAGUUAUAUCGAAUUCAAUACAUAUAUUCAAAAAGCAAAGAAGGUUUUUUCGGAUGGCAGGUCAAGAAGAAAUAUGAAUGCACUCAACUACCAAUUACAAGAUGUGCAAAGAAUCAUGGUAAAAAAUAUAGAUGAUGUGUUGCAAAGGGGUACAGUUCUUUCAGAACUAGAUACAAAAACACAAAACUUGUCCAUGUUGUCACAAAAAUAUAAAAAAGAUGCAACCCUCUUAAAUAGCAAGUCCAUGUAUGUGAAGGCUGUGGCUGGGUUUGUUGCACUUUUGGUCUUCCUGCUAUACUUUUUCAUUCUUUAG